Molecule: messenger RNA, 1212 nt
Organism: Labeo rohita (rohu)
Lineage: Eukaryota; Metazoa; Chordata; Actinopteri; Cypriniformes; Cyprinidae
Gene: atg101
Product: autophagy related 101
Exons: 2
Coding region: 326-982 (218 amino acids)
Biological process (GO): autophagy; autophagosome assembly
Cellular component (GO): phagophore assembly site
Source: RefSeq, a predicted model, not a curated record
UGUACGUCUGACGUGUGUUUACAAAACAAAAGCGCUCCAUCGCGAGAAAAAUAAUGUGCAUCGACAUUUCCUACGUAAGGUAAACAUGUUAUAUAAACUCCCUAUGGACGCUUAAAUUACGUUCGGUUUUCGUAAUUAUAUUGUUAAAUCGCUAUUGUAUUAUAACCUGUUUCAAUCAGUGUGAAGUGGCGCAGCUCAGCGCUGUUUAGAAACAGAAGAGCUGAAUGUGUUUUGAUCGCUGUCUGUUUGACACAGCUGAACUCAGAUCAACAGUUCAUUCGAAAGUCUUUGUUUUAAUAGCUGUAGAAGCUUAUAAUAGACCAUCAUGAACUGUCGAUCAGAAGUCCUGGAGGUGUCAGUGGAGGGCAGGCAGGUGGAUGAGGCCAUGCUGGCCCUCCUGCAUACGAUCCUCCUGCACCGCAGCACAGGUAAAUUUCACUAUAAGAAAGAGGGCACGUACUCCAUCGGUACGGUGGGAACUCAAGAUGUGGACUGCGACUUCAUCGACUUUACAUUCGUGCGAGUGUCUUCUGAUGAGCUGGACAGGGUUAUCAGGAAAGCGGUAGCCGAAUUUAAGGAUGCUCUUGGUAAUUCUGGGAGUGAUGGUAUGGGUCAGAUCUCUUUGGAGUUCUACCAGAAGAAGAAGUCACGCUGGCCCUUUUCAGACGAAUGCAUCCCGUGGGAGGUCUGGAGCAUCAAGGUGAACGUGGUGAACCUGGCCAACGAACAGGAGCGCCAGAUCUGCAGGGAGAAGGUUGGCGAGAAGCUUGGCGAGAAAGUCAUCAACAUCGUGGAGGUCAUAAACCGUCAUGAGUAUCUUCCCAAGAUGCCCACACAGUCGGAGGUGGACAAUGUGUUCGAUACGAGUUUGAAAGACGUCCAGCCGUAUCUGUACAAGAUCACGUACCAGAUCACUGACUCUCUGGGCACAUCAGUGAGCACUACCAUGAGGAGGCUGAUCAAAGACACGCUGGCAUUGUAAAGGACAGUGAAACAACCAGAUGCUUCUUGGACAUUAAUCAUGAUCUUGUAAAAAUAGCAAAUCACAUUACAUUGUUCCUGGAUGAGAUUUAAAAUAAAGUCACUACACUUUCCUUGUAUAAUAAUGGUAUCAACUACCUUUACAUAAUUUAAGCAAUAUUAUUCAGUUACUUUUGUUGCUGGUUGUUUUUUUUUUGUUUUGUUUUUUUAAAUAAAAUGUGAUUAAGUUCC